GGAACCGGAAGUGCCGAAGCCGCCGCUACCGCCGCCGCCUUCAAGUACCUUGUUGGCUGUCUGCGUUUGGCCAAGUGCGCCGCCGCCGCCUAGGAAGCUGCAGGGACCCGGACGGGAGCGGAGGCGGCGCGGCAUGAAGCGGCGCAGACCUGCUCCGUAGCGCAUCGGGACGGUCCGGGAGGGCCGGGGGGGAAGGAUCGGAUGGUGAGAAAAGGAAAGGUUCCUGUGAGAAGAGAACAGGAUGAGCGGAGAGAUCCAUGCUUAAAAUUGGAUCAGUUGAAAAUGAUCUCUUUGAAAGUGGAAGAGAUCUGAGCUGAUGAAAAUACAAUCAGGAAAAUGCACCAUGGCAGCAGCAAUGGAAACGGAACAGCUGGGCGUUGAGAUAUUUGAGACUGCAGAGUGUGAGGACACCAUUGAGUCACAGGAUCGGCCCAAAUUGGAGCCGUUUUAUGUUGAGCGAUAUUCUUGGAGUCAGCUUAAAAAGCUGCUUGCUGAUACCAGGAAAUACCAUGGCUACAUGAUGGCCAAGGCACCGCAUGAUUUCAUGUUUGUGAAGAGGAGUGACCCAGAUGGGCCUCAUUCUGACAGGAUCUAUUACCUUGCCAUGUCUGGUGAGAACAGAGAAAAUACACUAUUUUAUUCUGAAAUCCCAAAAACCAUCAACAGAGGAGCAGUCUUAAUGCUCUCUUGGAAGCCUCUUUUGGAUCUUUUUCAGGCAACCCUGGACUAUGGCAUGUAUUCUCGGGAAGAAGAGCUUUUAAGAGAAAGAAAACGCAUUGGAACAGUUGGAAUUGCUUCUUAUGACUACCACCAAGGCAGUGGGACAUUUCUGUUUCAAGCUGGUAGUGGAAUUUACCAUGUAAAAGAUGGAGGGCCACAUGGAUUUACUCAACAACCUUUACGGCCCAAUUUAGUGGAAACUAGUUGUCCAAACAUACGGAUGGACCCAAAAUUAUGCCCUGCUGAUCCAGACUGGAUUGCUUUUAUACAUAGCAGUGAUAUCUGGAUAUCCAACAUCGUAACUAGAGAAGAAAGGAGGCUCACCUAUGUACACAAUGAGCUAGCCAACAUGGAAGAGGAUCCCAGAUCAGCUGGAGUGGCUACCUUUGUUCUUCAAGAAGAAUUUGAUAGAUAUUCUGGCUAUUGGUGGUGUCCAGAAGCUGAAAUAACUCCUAGUGGUGGUAAAAUUCUUAGAAUUCUCUAUGAAGAAAACGAUGAAUCUGAGGUAGAAAUUAUUCACGUUACAUCCCCAAUGCUGGAAACAAGGAGGGCAGAUUCAUUUCGUUACCCUAAAACAGGCACAGCAAAUCCAAAAGUGACUUUUAAGCUGUCAGAAAUUGUGAUUGAUGCUGAAGGAAGGAUUAUUGAUGUCAUAGAUAAAGAGCUAAUUCAGCCUUUUGAGAUUCUGUUUGAAGGUGUUGAAUACAUUGCCAGAGCCGGAUGGACUCCAGAGGGAAAAUAUGCCUGGUCCAUCCUCCUAGAUCGUUCCCAAACUCACCUACAGAUAGUGUUGAUUUCCCCUGAAUUAUUUAUCCCAGUGGAAGAUGAUGCUAUGGAGAGACAGAGACUCAUCGAGUCUGUGCCUGACUCUGUGACACCACUGAUUAUCUACGAAGAAACCACAGACAUCUGGAUAAAUAUUCACGACAUCUUUCAUGUCUUUCCUCAAACUCAUGAAGAUGAAAUUGAGUUUAUUUUUGCCUCUGAAUGCAAAACAGGUUUCCGUCAUUUGUAUAAGAUCACAACCAUUUUGAAGGAGAGCAAAUACAAGAGAUCCAGUGGUGGGCUGCCAGCCCCAAGUGAUUUCAUGUGUCCUGUCAAAGAGGAGAUAGCACUUACCAGUGGUGAAUGGGAAGUUCUUGGCCGUCAUGGAUCCAAUAUCCAGGUUGAUGAAGUUAGAAAGCUGGUAUAUUUUGAAGGCACCAAAGACUCCCCUUUAGAGCAUCACCUGUAUGUGGUCAGUUACACAAGUCCUGGAGAGGUGACAAGGCUGACUGACCGUGGCUACUCCCACUCUUGCUGCAUCAGCAGGCAUUGUGACUUCUUUAUAAGUAAGUAUAGUAACCAGAAGAAUCCACAUUGUGUGUCCCUUUUCAAACUGUCAAGUCCUGAAGAUGACUCAGCCUGCAAAACAAAGGAAUUUUGGGCUACUAUUUUGGAUUCAGCAGGUCCUCUUCCGGACUACACCCCUCCAGAAAUAUUCUCCUUUGAAAGUACUACUGGAUUUACAUUGUAUGGAAUGCUCUACAAGCCUCAUGAUCUGCAGCCUGGAAAGAAAUACCCCACUGUGCUGUUCAUAUAUGGUGGUCCUCAGGUGCAGUUGGUGAAUAAUCGGUUCAAAGGAGUCAAGUAUUUCCGCUUAAAUACCCUAGCUUCUCUCGGUUAUGUUGUUGUGGUUAUAGACAACAGGGGAUCAUGCCAUCGAGGACUUAAAUUUGAAGGCGCCUUUAAAUAUAAAAUGGGCCAGAUAGAAAUUGAUGAUCAAGUGGAAGGACUGCAGUAUCUGGCAUCCCAAUAUGAUUUCAUUGACUUAGAUCGUGUGGGCAUCCACGGCUGGUCCUAUGGAGGGUACCUCUCCCUGAUGGCAUUGAUGCAGAGGUCAGAUAUCUUUAGGGUUGCUAUUGCUGGGGCCCCAGUUACCCUGUGGAUCUUCUAUGACACGGGAUACACGGAACGUUACAUGGGUCACCCUGACCAGAAUGAGCAGGGUUAUUACUUAGGAUCUGUGGCAAUGCAAGCAGAAAAGUUCCCCUCUGAACCAAAUCGCUUACUGCUCUUACAUGGAUUCUUAGAUGAGAAUGUUCAUUUCGCACAUACCAGUAUAUUGCUGAGUUUUUUAGUGAGGGCUGGAAAGCCUUAUGAUCUACAGAUCUAUCCUCAGGAGAGGCACAGCAUACGAGUUCCUGAAUCCGGAGAACAUUAUGAACUGCAUCUUUUGCACUACCUUCAAGAAAAUCUUGGAUCACGUAUUGCUGCUCUGAAAGUGAUAUAGUUUUCACUUGUAUAGGACUCUGGUGUACACUGGCUAUUUAACCAAAUGAAGAGGUUUAGUCAAUAGAGAACACAGAAUUGAUUGUCACCUCUUGGUACCUGCCACAUAACAUGUACUUCUGAAAGUAAAUGUGGUGCCAUGCAGGAAUCUACAGCUUGUGGACAGUAAUCUAAUACCUAACCACACACGCGCGUGCACAUACACACACACACACACACACACACACACACACACACACAACUGAAUGACAUAUGAUUCUGACAGAUCCAGCAGUACCACGAGAAUUACUGAAAAAAUAACACAUUAGCUCCACAUAUUCAUAGUCCCCUAUUUUCACUUUUAAUAGGAUUAUAAGACUUAUGGACUUAAUUAGUGGGUUUUUACAGUAUACUCCUGAAUUUGUUAAAAUAUAUUAGUAAUUGGUUUGGUUCAAUCUGGAAUCUCUGACUAGUUACAGAUUUGAUAGCAGUUAAAUGUAAUUGAAUAGCCUAUGCUUUCUUUCUUGGGGUAUAUCCAGCAUGUUAUAAAUUAAUCACUAUUAAACCUAUGACUUAACCAGUCACUCACGAUUUUUUAAGGAUAACUUAGUCCUCCCAAAGGUUCUGAUUUGGGAUUUGACCAGUUUUGGGCCAAUUUAAACAGUAUCUAGUAUCAGUAAUUCUUUUUUUUUUUAAGAUAUGACAGUGGAUCACAUACAGGCAAGUAACCAUAUAUGUAGCAUGGAUUUAAUUAUAGGUCUUAUGAUGUUGAUAACUACAGGCAGAAAAAUUUUAAUCAAAUAAUUAGUUAAAAAAUUUGCAGGCAAGUCUCUUUUUUUCUCAUUUAGGAAAAGAAAAAAUAUAUACAUUCAUUUGUAUUUGAAAAUUUGGUGGUGCCAGUUUUCAUUUGGUAUUUUCUUAUUAAAAUGCUCCAGAGUUUUCAGGAGGUGGAGGGAUUAUAGUGGGAUGGGGAGAACAGGGUGUGAAGUGGCAGAGAGUAGAGAUGACAAGGGUCUGCUUAAGAGCUAAACUGGAGACAGGCAUGAUGGUGCACACCAUCCCAGCACUCGGGAGGCAGAAGUAGGAGGAUCACCAUGAAUCUGAGGCCAGCCUGAGACUACAUGGUGAAUUCCAGGUCAGCCUGGGCUAGAGUGAGACCCUACCUCAAAACCAAAAACAGAAGACAUGAAAUGUAACCUCCUGUAAGGCUUAGGAAAUGAGAAUUAAGAAAUUGGGCUCUUGCCAACAUGGCCCCAGGCUAACAUUCAGAGCAGGGAAAGUUCCUUAGAGAACUUUCAUAGUCCCAGUUUUUUGUUAUUUUUGUCAUAAUUUUAGAAACCUAAAAUUUAAACUUUAACCUACUUAAGUUAUUAGAGCAUAAUUUAGAUAGUGUUAGCUUAAAAUAAAAAGGUUUCCAAUGACCUUACCGUAAGCUAGUCCCUGGCAAAUUAUGACUCUCUGUCUGUCCAUGUUGAAAGCCUGUAAACUGUCCUGUUGACCGGCCAUGAUGUUUACCUGCUUUUGUGCUGCAUUUGACUGUGAAGGCAGCGCAUAAGCUUUGCAGUGCCCUUCACACCUGCCCUGUCGGGUCUUCAGGUAUUAGAUGUGUCACGUUGGAGCCAGUGACAGGGAAGGCAUCUGUGAGUUUGACUCUAGUUAUUACUUCAGUGUUACCCAUAAUUUAUAAUCGCACUCCAAGAAAGCUUGCUUGGUUUCUUUUUUCCCACUAAAGAAUAAAUUCCUUCCAGAGAGAGCAGUCUGCAUUAGUGAGGAUGAUGACCGUGUGUCAGAGGUGGGCAGUGGGUUCAAGAGGCUCAGAAAUAGCAGGUGACCUGGUGGUUCUGUCCUUGGGAAGCGGUCGGCAAGGCGGGGAUUAAGUUUUGCUCAUUGUAUAUUUAUACUGUAUAAUUCCACACUUUCCUGCCUGACUGUAUAUUGAUGACUUUCAUGUUUAUGACAUUUUCUCCUGCCAAGAUUUGUUUAUAUUAUUUCAAAGUUAAAUUAAAUUGAUUUGGGUAACUUUUCUUCCCUAAGGAAGUAUAUUCCCUCAUGACUUAAGUAUAUGUCUGACUGUUGAGAGUGCACUAGUUGGCCCCAAGGGAUCCAGCCUUACCUGCCAAGUUUAAAUGGCAUGAAGUAGCUUUUAGACAGCCAUUUGUUUCUUAUAAGACAUUUCUUGUUUUACACUAAAGACCUCGUGUAAAUUCUUAAAAUUCAGCUUGCCUUCUUUCUUCCUGUCGUAAGGAAUGCUUUUAUAACUCCCAGUCAUAUAUAUGCCGUUCUGCUUCUCUAAAGGGGGGAAAUACCUGGCUGAAUUCACUUGCAAAGAGAUGGCCUGGUUGCAUUUGCUUUUUACUCCAGGUAUUUGAUACAACCAGCAGAAACCACGCUGAAAUUAUUUGUCCCUUCACUGUGGGUGCACACAAGUGGAGGUGUUAGUGUGCGCCAGACAGCAGCAGGUCAGGUGUAUCGCAACACUAGGUUUUUAUAGGUUGGGUAAGCAAGUGCCCUUGAGCAAGCAUCUUCAGGCGGUAACUGAGCUUUCUGAGCCAGGAUAGCUAAGUUUCAUCCAGGAUGCUUAGUGGAAGAAAUGAAAUCUUGACCCUGGCUUGUGGAAAUUGGAGUUCCAUUGAUUUAGGUGGAAACCAAGAAUGUUCAUUUCUAACAAGCUUUCUGGAUGUUUCUAAUCAAGUCCCCAUGUGGACUGUUUUAAGAAACUUCUGUUGUUGAGAGUGAAAUUAGAGUAAGAAAAUGACAGGUGAUGUUUACACUGAACUGAUUAUUAACCCAAAACAGUUGUCCAAGAAAGUUGCUCAUCUGGGAUAAUAACUCUUGGCCCCUCUUGGGAAGGCCACAGGUGGUAGUGACUUUAGUAGGCCUUUGGUCUGGCAUAUCAUUUCAGAAUGAAGGUUUCUCCCUGUCCCAUUCCUGGCUCUUUCCCAAUGCCUCACACCAGAGCAUACAGUGUGAUUGCCUUUUAUACAGUGGAAACUAGAUAUGAUGCUGGCUGUCUUUCCCUGCUUGCAUUCCUUGCAGAAGGUGUUUCCGGCCUUCUUACAGCAGUGUGAUUCCUGUAAGCCCUCCUUGCUACAGAAUCAUGAGCUUUCCAGCUGGAGUACAUCUUUGAUAUACCCUAGUGCUCUUUUGUUAGAGCAAAAACCUACAUACUAGAGAGAGGAAGAAAUGUGCCAGUGAUCACACAGCCAGUUAGCUUUGGGUGGGUACUAGGCCCAGAUGGCCUGCCUUGGGGUAAUUGAAUGAGUAGGAAGGGCAGAUUUUUUAAAAAAGUAUUUAUUAAUAUAUUCCUAUGAAGCAUUUUAAAGGUAACCACAUGAAAAUGGUUAGUUUUUCUAUUCUAAAGUAAAUGCUAAGCAUGCUUAUCACUGAACCAGUACUUCUGAUUUGUAUAUGACACUCUAACAUUAAUUAAACUCUUUACACUAAAUGUGUCUUCCCUGGUGUUACGGGAGAGUGGGACAGAGUGGGUGCUUAAGCCCAGGAGCCCAUCUUAAAGCUGUUUGACUUAAGACACAUGGCAUUAUAUUAACCGAGAUAGAUAUGUACUAUGAGUGUGCUUUCCCAGUGGACAGAAAGGAAUAGGAAACAUCACUGACUCCCACCUUCCCAGCCCCACCCCGUCUCACCUGUCCUUCAGCCCAGAAUAUAGAGAUGCAUUAGUACGAGGUGCUGGGCUUUAGGUAAAUGAACUGUCCUUCACAGAGACAGAAAAACUGUAUGUUUGUUUUCAAGUAACCCAAGUACAAGUUUAUAUUGUUUUCAGCAAAAUUGGAAUUCAGGUCUUUGAUUUUUGAGCAAAAAGUGCCUGCUGUUUUAAGCACUGACUUGUAUAAACAGUUUGCAUGUCACUCCAUCCAGUGCACUUAGGGCUUCCUCAUUUCCAGCUACAUGGCUUUUAAUCAUGUAAAGUGAAACAUUCAUUCUGUUGCAUUUUACUACAGGUUCAUGGUUGCAAUAAAGAUGCUGCUGAAAUUGA
Jaculus jaculus (lesser Egyptian jerboa) is the source of this 6964-nucleotide messenger RNA. It is a transcript of the gene Dpp8, whose product is annotated as dipeptidyl peptidase 8. Gene Ontology annotation, molecular function: serine-type peptidase activity; dipeptidyl-peptidase activity. The record is from RefSeq and is a predicted model, not a curated record. Gene Ontology annotation, biological process: proteolysis. Bases 317 to 2992 code for a protein of 891 amino acids. The transcript has 21 exons. Lineage: Eukaryota; Metazoa; Chordata; Mammalia; Rodentia; Dipodidae.